Schizophyllum commune H4-8 is the source of this 1266-nucleotide messenger RNA. RefSeq names its product glycoside hydrolase family 18 protein. Gene Ontology annotation, molecular function: chitinase activity; chitin binding. The record is from RefSeq and is a predicted model, not a curated record. Gene Ontology annotation, cellular component: extracellular region. Bases 1 to 1266 code for a protein of 421 amino acids. Gene Ontology annotation, biological process: chitin catabolic process; carbohydrate metabolic process. The transcript is spliced from 7 exons. NCBI's taxonomy places the organism in Eukaryota, Fungi, Basidiomycota, Agaricomycetes, Agaricales, Schizophyllaceae.
AUGUCGGCCUCUGCGUCGGCGACGGCAUCAGCACCCGCUGCCUCUGCAAGUGGCACGGGGAACAGUUCCGGUGCCACUGACGGUUCGGGUGUGUUGGCAUCGGGGUGGUACCCGGGCUGGCUCGCUGGCCAGAACGCCUCGAGUGAGAUCUCGUGGGAGAAGUACAACAUGAUGACCUUCGGCUUUGCUACCACAACGAGCGACUCUUCUGUGCUCGCUCUUGAUGACACCAGCAAGACCGCGCUCCCAGACUUCGUCCAGCAGGCGCAUGACAAUAACGUCAAGGCCCUCCUCUCGAUCGGUGGCUGGACCGGUUCGCUGUACUACUCCACUGCAGUGGCCACGCCAGAAAACCGCACCGCAUUUGCUGGCGCGAUUCUGGACAUGAUCAACCAGUACCAGCUCGAUGGCAUCGACUUUGACUGGGAAUAUCCCAACAAGCAGGGUGUCGGCUGCAAUGCCAUCCUCGACCAAGACUCCGCCAACUUCCUCUCGUUCCUCCAGGAGCUCCGCGCCAACGAGAACACCCCGGCCAACCUCACUCUGACCGCCGCCGUCGGUGUCGCGCCUUUCGUUGGCGAGGACGGUGAGCCUAUGCAGGACGUGUCCGAGUUCGCAAAGGUGCUUGAUCACAUCGCCAUCAUGAACUACGACCUCUGGGGCUCCUGGUCCGACGGCGUUGGCCCGAACGCCCCGCUCAACGACACCUGCUCCGACAACCCCCAAGGCUCCGCCGUCUCCGCGGUCAACGCCUGGACCGGCGCGGGCUUCCCCGCCAACCAGAUCGCCCUCGGCGUCGCCGCCUACGGGCACUCCUUCUCCGUCAACGCCUCCGCCGCCUCCCCCGACGGCACCACCCUCGCCGCGUACCCGGCCUUCGACAAGGCAGACCAGCCGAUGGGCAGCUCGGACGACCCGAACGCGACCGGUGACGAGCCGGACGUGUGCGGCGUGGUGGGGAGCUCGAUCAGUGGUGUGUUCGACUUCUGGGGGAUGGUCUCGGAGGGGUAUUUGAGUGACAAUGGCACGGCGGCGGACGGGGUGUUGUACCGGUAUGAUGAUUGCUCGCAGACGCCCUACGUCUGGAAGUCGGACACGGAGGUCAUGAUCUCGUACGAUGAUGCUACGUCGUUUGCCGCCAAGGGCAAAUUCAUCACCGACGCUGGCUUGAAGGGUUUCGCGAUGUGGCACGUUGUCGGCGACUACAAGGACACCCUCCUCGACUCUAUCAACACCGCCGCUGGCCGCCAGACGUCCAGCUCAUAA